Sphaeramia orbicularis (orbiculate cardinalfish) is the source of this 1026-nucleotide messenger RNA. RefSeq names its product troponin I, slow skeletal muscle-like. Lineage: Eukaryota; Metazoa; Chordata; Actinopteri; Kurtiformes; Apogonidae. Bases 137 to 706 code for a protein of 189 amino acids. Gene Ontology annotation, biological process: skeletal muscle contraction; cardiac muscle contraction. The transcript has 7 exons. The record is from RefSeq and is a predicted model, not a curated record. Gene Ontology annotation, cellular component: troponin complex.
GACAUUAGAUAUGUUGUGCAGUUGCCACCCAGCUCGCAUAAAAGCCACCCAUUGUCUUCAGUAGCUGCUGUUUGACUCACUACACCUCCACAGACAACAUUCACAGGUGUUGCAGGACCCUGACAGUCCCAGAGCGAUGAAUCCCAAGGGGGAUAAGCCGAAGUCGAAGAUUUCGGCUUCUCGCAAGCUCUCCCUCAAAAUGCUUCUCCUCACAAGAGCUUGUGAGGAUUUGGAGAAGGAGAGGCAAGAGAGGGAGGAAGAGAAAGUACGUUAUCUAGGAGAAAAGCUGCCACCUUUGCAACUCUCUGGGAUGUCUCUGGAAGAGCUGCAAAAUCUAUGCAAGCAGCUUCAUGCAAAAAUUGAUGUUGUGGAUGAGGAAAGAUACGACUGUGAAUCCAAAGUGAAUAAACACAACAAGGAUAUCCAUGAGCUGAAACUGAAGGUACAGGACCUUGGUGGAAAGUUCAAAAAGCCUGCGCUGAGAAAGGUGAGGGUGUCAGCAGAUGAGAUGAUGAGAGCUCUUCUCGGAUCCAAACACAAGGGCUCGAUGGACCUCAGAGCCAACCUGAAGUCAGUGAAGAAGGAAGACGUAAAACAGGACAAGGUUCUUACUAAUGAAGUGGGCGACUGGCGUAAGAAUGUGGAGGCCAUGUCAGGCAUGGAGGGCCGCAAGAAAAUGUUCGAUACCGGUGGAGCCGCACAGUGAACUACACUGUAAGGAGUCCAGGAAAGGAUGAACUCACCCAGCUAAUAGUAGGGAAAAAGAUUAAGGAAGAUGCUCUGGAGAAAACAAACUUUUAUUCUCUUAAGGCUAAUUGACUUGAAAGCGUAGAAUUAAGUAUGGUCAGUAGCAUGUACUAUAACUAUAUGUCAUCUCUACCUCCAUUUGUUGGAUGGUGACUUUCUAUACAAUAACUUACUUAAAGCUGUAGGAUGAGUAGAGAUCCAUAGUUUUUUAUUACCAAAGGACAUUAUUGUUUUGUUAGAGAAUUACACUGGAAUGGAAUAAACAGUCUCAGAUGCUUG